CAGAAAGAAGAUUCUUUGAUAAAAUUUUUUAAAAAUUUAAAUGUAAUCAUUAAACUUCAAAGACUUUUUAGGUAGCGAUAAGUUAGAAAACAAAAAGAAUUAAAUCAAGAAAAAUAGAAUAAUAUUUCCACAAUGCCAAUAAAUAAUGAACAAGUUCAAAUAAAAAGUUAAAAAAGAAAUUUUUUUAAAGAUUUGAGUGUAAUCAUUAAGAUAUAGAGACUGUUCCGCUAAAGGUUAUCAAGAAAAUAGAAAGAGCUAAACAAAAUCAUCCAAAGCAAAAAUACCAAUAAUUAAAUAGAUUCUACUCUUUAAACUCAGAGAUAGGUUUAUAAAUAAAAUUUUUUUAAAGAUUUAAGCAUAAUAAUCAAGAUAUAAAGACUUUUCCGUAAAAAAUAAUUAACAAAACAGAAAGUAUUAAAUCUAAAUAUGGAAAAUAAAGAACCAAAAACUCCUAUAUAAAAUAAAUAGGUUCAAAUGGAUGGCUAAAAAACAAAUUUUUUUAGCGAUUUAGCAAUAAUUAUUAAGAUACAAAGACUUUUCAGAAAAAAAUAAGCUAAAAAACAGGAAGAGAAAAACCAAAAAAAUUAAAACAAAGAAUAACAAUUCGCAAAUCUAAAUAAAAAUAUGAACAAUAUCUUAAAUACUAAUUUAAGUCAGGAGUAAGCUUAAAAAAGAAAUUUCUUUAAUGAUUUAUCUAUAAUAAUUAAGAUUCAAAGACUGUUCCGUUAAAGAUAAUCAAGAAAAAAAUAAGAAUUGAUAAGGUAAAAUCAAAAUGACUAGUAAUUAGAGAAUAAAACGAACAAUUAGGUUAAAAAAGAUGGCUAUAAAACUAAUUUUUUUAGCGAUUUAGCUUUUAUUAUCAAAAUAUAAAGGCUUUUCAGAAAAAGAUAAGCUAAGAUAUUGCAAAAUAAAAACCAAAAUAACUAAAAUAACGAAUAAUAAAAUUAACCUAUAUUAAAUAAAAAUAGCAAGAAUAUAACUGACUCAAUUAAUAAAACAGGCUAAAAAAUAAAUUUUUUUAAAGAUUUAAGUAUAAUAAUAAAGAUUCAAAGACUUUUCCGUUAAAGAUAAUCAAGAAAAAAAUAAGAAUUGAUUAUGUAAACUCAAAAUGACUAGUAAUUAGAAAAUAAAAAUAAUAAUUAAGUUAAAAAAGAUGGCUAUAAAACUAAUUUUUUUAGCGAUUUAGCUAUUAUUAUCAAGAUAUAAAGACUUUUCAGAAAAAGAUAAGCUAAGAUACUGCAAAAUAUAACCAAAAAUAACUAAAAUAACUAAUAAUAAUAACCGAUAUAAUAAAAAUUAACAAUCCUAUAAAAUUAAAAUAAUGAUAAUAAAAUACCAUAAAAAAGUAAAGAUUAAAUAAAUUAAAAAAAUUCCUUUGAUUUAGGGCAUAAAGAAGAUCAGUUGACUAACUUCUUAAAAAACUUAAGUGUAAUUCUUAAAAUUUAAAGACUUUUCCGUAAAAAACAGGCAAUAAAAAAGAAAGAACUUAACCAAAAUAUUCAAAAAGAAAUUAAAUUAAACUAAUAAACAGAAAAAGUACUUGAAAAUUAACAAAAUACUUAUUUAUGUUAAAGAGAGUAAUCAAAUUAAAUUAUAAAGAAUAAUUAAACUAAUUUGAGAUCAAGUGACAACUAAAAGUAGUACACAUUGCUAGUUAGAGCACCUGAAAAUGAACCCACAGAAUUAGAAAAAUAAUAACAAAAUCAAAUUUCUUUAUAAAACAUUCAAGAAUUUUAUUACGAUUUCUAAGUAGAGGAAAGCAAUAAUAACAGCUCAAAAAAAUAAAAGUAGAGAAGCUUAAACAAAAAUUUAACUGUGCCAACAUAAAUGAAAAUGCUGAAUGAAGUAUAUUAAAACUAGACUUAACAAAAUGAUUAUGAUCUUUCAGAUGAUAAAUUAACAUACUCUUAACAUUUAAUAUUAAAUAUACAGAAGAAUAUAAGUUCAUUUUCCAAAUAAGAAGAAAAUAAUGACUAAAUAGAUGAAAUAGUUUCUAAAUUGGUUUAAUCAAUUGAUGUUUAGCAAGAUAAAGGAUUAUAGCAUACCGAAACUUAAAAUAAUUAAUAAAAAGAAAUAAGCUAAAACCUUUAAUUAGAAAAAGAAAAAUUUGUUAAUUAAAACAAUAACUAAAAUUAUUCGAUUCAGAAAAAUUUUAAUUAAAAUAAAAAAGUUCUGGACAAUUCUGAGUAAAGGAAUAAUCAGCCUUCUAAAUUUUAAGGUUAGUUACACACUGAUUAAUUUGAUCCUGAAAAGAAUAACUCAAGCAAAUCUUUUUAGAAUGAAACCUUUUAGUAAAGUCAAAUAAAUUAAAAAGAUUUGGCUCUUACAGCUUAAUUCUCGAACAACAGUUAUUACAUAAACUAAAAUUUAAAGUAAUAAUUAUUAUUUAACUUCUCUCAAUAGAAAUAAUAAUCAGAUUAAUCUCAACAAUCUAAUAGUAUAGCACCUUUAAGUCCAAAUUUUCCAAAUAAAUCCUCAAGUGAGAAAAUAAUUUAGUAAUCUUAGCAAAAAAAUAUUUUAUUUCCAAAAAAUGAAGAAAAUUUAUUCAAAUUUUUGAGUGAUAGAAUUCCUCAAGAAUAAGGAUAGCAAUUACUUUUAAAGGAUAUUGAAGCCUAAAAAAAGUUAAUCUAAAGAAAGGUUAACAUCAGUAGCACUCUUCCUCCUGUAAUUGGAGAGAGAUGCCUUAAACUAUCUAAUGAAAGAAUGCCCUCUAUUAAAGAGUUAGAGAUAGCUUAAUUUAAAGACAAAAAUAGUUAGGAUAAUUAAUAAAAUUCAUCAUAGCUUUAAAUUUAAAGUUCUUCAUCAAAUACUGAUAAUAAAAUUCUUGUUUAGUCAUUAAAACCAAAAAAUGAAUAAAUGCAAGUAAAUCAAGAAGAUCAAGGCAAAGAAUCUAAAUUAAACAAAAUUGAAACUGCUUAUAAUAAUUUAAAUUAAGGAACUAAAGUUAUAAAGGAUAGUAAAUCUGCUAAUUAAGAAUAAUAAAAUUUAAAAGAUUCAAUCAUUUAGAAGGAUCCUAGACAAUGA
Molecule: messenger RNA, 3024 nt
Organism: Tetrahymena thermophila SB210
Lineage: Eukaryota; Ciliophora; Oligohymenophorea; Hymenostomatida; Tetrahymenidae
Product: endo-1,4-beta-xylanase xylA, putative
Exons: 1
Source: RefSeq, a predicted model, not a curated record